GAUGCCCAAUUCUGUGGCUCGCCUGAAGUGCAGCCGGGCUCUUCUGAUUGGCUGCCGCGCUAGGUCCGUUCGAGGACCGCCUCCUGAGUCUGUGGUGCGACAGAUCAUGGCCCUGAGGGCAUGUGGCUUGAUCAUCUUCCGAAGACACCUUAUUCCCAAGGUGGACAACAGUACAAUUGAAUUCCUGCUGCUGCAGGCAUCAGACGGCAUUCAUCACUGGACUCCUCCCAAAGGCCAUGUGGACCCAGGAGAGAAUGACUUAGAAACAGCCCUGCGAGAGACUCGGGAGGAGACGGGCAUAGAUGCCAGCCAGCUGACCAUCAUUGAAGGGUUCAGGAGGGAGCUCAAUUACGUGGCCAGGCAGAAGCCUAAAACAGUCAUUUACUGGCUGGCAGAAGUGAAAGACUACGAUGUAGAGAUCCGCCUCUCCCAGGAGCAUCAAGCCUACCGCUGGCUAGGGCUGGAUGAGGCCUGCCAGCUGGCUCAGUUCACGGAGAUGAAGGCGACACUCCAAGAGGGACACCGGUUUCUCUGCUCCACCCCGGCCUGAGCUGACCAGAGCAAGCCUUCCAUUGCAUCCUUAAGGGUUUUUCCAGAUGAACCACCCUUCCAGCCAGGGAAGGAUGCGCUGGUCUUUGGCUUGUGACAACCAAGAGCAGAUAGGUUAGUGAAAUUAGGAUUAACUCAGCACCCUCAGGGGACAGCAAGGAACCCCUGGAUCUAAUCCCUGACAUAGAAAAUAAUUACUUGGGGUUGGGGAUUAGCUCAGUGGUAGAGCCCCUGCCUAGCAAGUGCAAGGCCCUGGGUUGGGUCCUCAGCUCUGGGAAAAAAAAAAAAAAAAAAAAAAAGAAAAGAAAAAGAAGAAAAUAAUUACUUUGAAAAUAAGAGCAAGCAAGGAUUUUAGCUAAGUUAAAAAUCAAAAGAGGGGUACAGGUUUUUAAUGCCAGCCCUGAAGCAUAUCCUUGUCAUUUAUAAAUAAACUUCAAGCAACUUA
Apodemus sylvaticus (European woodmouse) is the source of this 994-nucleotide messenger RNA. It is a transcript of the gene Nudt2, whose product is annotated as nudix hydrolase 2. The record is from RefSeq and is a predicted model, not a curated record. The coding region runs from base 2 to 550 and encodes 182 amino acids. Gene Ontology annotation, biological process: AMP biosynthetic process; ATP biosynthetic process. The transcript is spliced from 3 exons. Lineage: Eukaryota; Metazoa; Chordata; Mammalia; Rodentia; Muridae. Gene Ontology annotation, molecular function: bis(5'-nucleosyl)-tetraphosphatase (asymmetrical) activity.